Molecule: messenger RNA, 3118 nt
Organism: Colletotrichum destructivum
Lineage: Eukaryota; Fungi; Ascomycota; Sordariomycetes; Glomerellales; Glomerellaceae
Product: Putative NACHT nucleoside triphosphatase, P-loop containing nucleoside triphosphate hydrolase
Exons: 2
Coding region: 23-2890 (955 amino acids)
Source: RefSeq, a predicted model, not a curated record
CAUCUUCCGAAGCGUCACCGCCAUGGCCGAGCUUGCUGCCAUCGGGCUGGCGAGUAACCUGCUCCAGUUUGUCGAUAUUGGAAUAAAGCUGUUCUCCCGGGCUCGAGAAAGCUAUAACUCUGCCUCAGGAUAUGCCGAGGCCGACGAAGCCCUGCUGGCGGACACGGAGAGGCUCAAACAGCUCGUCGUAACCAUACGCGCCACAAGCUCUGACUACUCGGCUGCAGAGAACAAGAUCCAAGAGUUGGCACAGGAAUUCGACGGCACUGCGACGAAGCUUGUCAAAGAGCUCGAGGGCUUUCGAGUUGUGGUCGAACGAGACGAACAGCGCGACAGCUUCAGACGGAGAUACCAUGGCUUCGGGAAAGCACUCCGUUCUGCCAUGAAGGAGGGCAGGAGUAAGAAAAUACUUGAAAAGCUCGUGGGGGACCUGGAGAAGCAGCAGGGGCUGAUUCAGGUAUACAUGUGUGCAUCUUCUGUCGAGAAGCAGAAGGAGGUUUUGGCAACGGUCGAGAACCUGAGAAGACAAAACGACUGGCUGGAAGCCAAAACCACCGAGAAGCUAGAAUACAUCACCGGCGACGUGGACCGUGUCGUAGAGAUGAUGAAGAUUGGGCAGAUCGACAACCUCGCGACGCAGUUUGACGCCUUCGGAACAAGCGUGCUCGCUUUCCGCAACGAGACAUCGCGAGUGAACAAGCAGCAGCGCAUCCUCGAGAGCUUGCAGUUCGACAAGAUCAGGAUGAGACAAGAAGCCAUCAAAGAAAAUUACGGUGCUACCUUCAGGUGGAUCUUUGAUCCCGCCAACACCAGCUUCUCCCGGUGGCUGACGUCCGAGAAUGGUAUUUUUUGGAUCCGGGGCAAGGCGGGGUGCGGCAAGUCGACUCUCAUGAAGUUCUUGGUAUCCGAGCCAACUAUGAGAUCCCAGCUCGAGGUCUGGGGCGGCCAAAAUAAACUCAUCGUAGCCAGUCACUACUUUUGGAACGUGGGUAACUCCAUGCAGAAGUCUCGACAAGGGCUCCUCCAGACGCUGCUGCACGAGGUGUUGAAGGAGCUCCCGGAUGUGAUAGAAGAGGUUUGCAGUUCCCGUUGGGCGGCCUCGCAGCACGGGCGAGUAGCCCCCUGGGACGAAGACGAGCUCAUGGCCGCGCUCAAGGCCCUCGCCAAGGCGUCGCCUAAACUUUCCGUCCGGUUCUGCUUCUUCAUCGACGGCCUCGACGAGUAUACGGCGGGCGAGGAUCGAUACUACGGCCUGUGCGAGGACCUCAUCGAAACCCUCAUCGAGCUCGCGUUGGUGCCGGAGAUCAAGAUCUGCGCGUCCAGUCGGCCAUGGAGCUCCUUUGUUGAAUCGUUCGGUGCGGGGGAGUGGCAGCUUAAGAUGGAGGAUCUGACCAAGGACGACAUCAACAAGAUCGCCGUCGGCGGGCUGAAUAAGAGCAAACACUACGAGAGGCUGGCUCGGGAGGACAGCCGCUGCGCCCAGAUUCCCGGCAUCAUCGCAAACCGGGCGCAAGGAGUCAUUCUCUGGGUAAGACUGGUGGUCGAGUCUCUCAAAAGGGGGUUGGCGAAGGCGGACACGUACGAGGAACUACAGGCAAGACUAGAUGAGCUACCCGAUGACCUGGAGAAAUACUUUCAGCAUAUGCUCGAGACCAUCGAGCCGCUGUACUGGGAGAGCACAACGCGCGUGUUUAAGAUCAUGGUUGACUCUGGUCAGACGCUCCCUCUGCUUGCCUUUGAGUUCCUCGACCGGGAGAUGAGAGAUGCGGACUACUCACUGGCGCUGGACUCUAAGCCCUUCUCUGCGGAUGGCCAGGAUCUCGAGUACACGUACAGUCGCCUGACCACACGCCUCAACGAAAGGGCAAAGGACCUCCUCGAGACCACCCCCUGCAAAGACGGCGCCAACUUCCUCAGGUACCAGUUCGGCUUCCUGCAUCGCACCGUGAGAGAUUGGUUCAGGGAGAACAAGCCUUUGGACAAGGAGAUUGCCAAAAGGAAAACCAAAGAAUUCAGUCCUCUCCUCUCCCUCUGUAGGAUCAUGCUGGCGCUCAGCAAGACCAUUCCAUACCCGGACGACGUCCCCGACUCCAACCAAGUCUUCGCUUAUUCGGACAGCCUCAUGUACUACGCAUGCAAGCUCGAGGAAACUUACGAGAUGUCUGGCGCAGAAGGCGACGGCGUCGGCCACCAGUCCAACGAGGCCAACCUGCACGCUUCCUUCGACCUCCUGGACGAACUCGACCGCUCCAACGAGUCGCGCCUGAACUACCGCGGCGCGCACUGGACCAACUUCAAAAACCCGCCCAAGGGGAAUUUCAAAGAGCGCAACAGGAAAACGUUCCUAGCAGCGGCGAUCCAGUGGAGGCUCUCACUCUAUGUGGAGCACAAGAUCACCGAGGAUCCAAGCCUCGUGCUGGCCAAGGAGGGCAGACCGCUGCUCGACUACGCGCUGCGGCCGACGAUGGUGACCCCGCUGCGGCUCCCGGGCCAAGAGGGCCCCGUCAGCGCUACCGUCGAGUUUCUCCUGAGACACGGGGCGAAGCCGAAUCAGAGGCUGCACAUGUACGAGGGCAAGACGCCGUGGGAGCUCUUUCUGGCGGUCUGCCACGUGCACGGCAUCCGCGGCGACAGGGCUGGCAUCAACGCUGUCGACGCCGCCCAAGCCAUCCUCUCGAUGAUCUCGCACGGGGCGGACAUCAAGGUGGUGAUGAAGAGGUCGAACGGGAGGCUGGUGGACGUCCUGGGCAUCGGGGAAGGUCUAGGGCUGACACCCCAUUACCUUCGUCAGAUCCGAGACGUGAUACAGAAAAAAAUGGUGGAACCGACGCUGAUUGAUAUCCUUUGGUCGUUCAUCUGGGGGAGCAGGAAACAAGUAGGCCCAGAGUGAGACGGCUGGAGAAAGCUUGCUGAACGCACCCCCUUCGACCUAAAUACGGCUGCUGGUUAAUGGAGACUUCUAGGCCGCUUGGUUUCCUCCCCAUCAUGUCUUUUUCUGGUGUACCCAAAAAUAAUACAGUGGCAUGGAAUCUAGGCUUUACAGACAUAUGAACAUCGGAUUUGAGCACUCCCAGGAGUGUUCCAAGCUCUGGCAUAUCGCUGCUUUCUCACAUCCUCU